CUCAAUUAUUCCCUUUUCUUAUUACUAACAACAUGAACAGAUUACUUGCUCUUUACUGCUUGAUCUUCUCAGUUAUCGCUUACGUUAGCGCUGAUUUUCACAUAUCUACUGGUGUUGCUACUGGUGGACGUACUGGUGUAGUUGCUUGCCCUUCUAACUACUGGAACUGUAAUUGCUAUGGUAAAGGUGAUAGAGCCGGUGUUGUUACCGAUGCCAACAACUCAGGUCUUGGAAACAUUACGCCUGAUACGAACUUUUUCAAGAUCAGAAAGGGUCUCUGUGGUAUGGGCGAAAUGAACUUUUACAAGAGAAACGAUGGAAGGUGGGAGUUCUACGCCAACAAUGGUGAUGGUAAGCUUCUUGGUACAUGCUAUGAAAACAAGGCAAUCAAGAAAUGUACCACAGUUUUGCUCACCGACAAGCUUGUUUGUUACUCUUACAUCUGUAACCCUUAGUUCUUGAUACAGUACUGUGAAUAAAAGCUUUUCAUUUUAAUAAUAUGCUACCAAAUG
Molecule: messenger RNA, 512 nt
Organism: Rhizopus microsporus ATCC 52813
Lineage: Eukaryota; Fungi; Mucoromycota; Mucoromycetes; Mucorales; Rhizopodaceae
Exons: 1
Coding region: 33-455 (140 amino acids)
Source: RefSeq, a predicted model, not a curated record